AUGACUGCCACUGGCAAAUCCAUAAUAACGUCCGCUGAAUCAUACACAAACAAAGACCUCCUAUUACUCUCACAACUUCUUCAUACUCAGGGUCUCAUCCAGCCAGAUUCAGUGAGGGAGUAUGAGGACUUGGAGAGCAUUGGUAGCGAUUGGUUCCAUCAUGACAGCACUCAAUUGCUGAGAAGAACGCAUGAAAACAGCCUCACAAAACCUCCUACGGGAGAGCAGAUUCUUGCUUUGUAUGAAAACAUGUUGGAGGAGAACCCGGAUUGCAAAACCACCACAGAUCUAGCGAACAAGUUCUACUUUGCGAGAGUCCACGAGCUUGAGCACAGGAUCCAGAAGGACAAAGAGGACUUCAAGGCUCUUCUUGGUGAAUCGUGA
This is a messenger RNA of Candidozyma duobushaemuli, 384 nucleotides long. RefSeq lists its product as uncharacterized. Bases 1 to 384 code for a protein of 127 amino acids. The record is from RefSeq and is a predicted model, not a curated record. NCBI's taxonomy places the organism in Eukaryota, Fungi, Ascomycota, Pichiomycetes, Serinales, Metschnikowiaceae. The transcript has a single exon.